GAGGAAUUCGCCUUAUUUCUACUAUCGCAGCUAGUUCUCUUCCACGACAUUGAUACUCAGUCUCGCACUUUCAGUCUCGCUAUCCGGUCGCGACUCUUAUCUACGUCAUCCGCUCACCGCAUAUCUGGCCCCAGAUGAAGUUCCUUCCUUUGCCCGAGUUUGAGGACGUGACGAGUUCGCUGAAUUUCGACACUGCCGAUUGCCAUAUUAUGGGCGGCUGUGACUUGUACACCACCAAGGCAGCCCGCGCCGAUCGGAAAUUGUACAAGAAUAUUGAACAAUCCCUGGAAGCCCAAUAUGAAUCAGUCCUUCGCCUGUCGGCGUCGUUGUCGCCGCCUAAUGCAUCCGAUGCGGCCGCGUCGCUCAACCUGUCUCGCUCGAGUCCCUUCGGCCCCCUGAGCGACCACUCGAGUCGUCGGACCUUUGCAUAUUUGAUCGCAACCUUGAACGCGAGUCAUCCUGACUAUGACUUUUCGCAUGUUCUGCGCCCUUCUGAUUUUCAUCGCGAGCGCAACCUCAAGAGGGUCAUGAACACGAUCGACUCCACUCUGUUCAACCUGAGACCGCGCGAAGCCAUUGAUCUGACGCCUCCCUCGCCUGUUACCGUUUCUGGAUCUUACAAUGCGGGCGCAUCUGCUACAUGGGGCCCAAGGAUGUGGGGAGUUAUCAACGAGCACAUGUCGUUGAAAGAAUGCUCGAUAUAUUCCUACUCGCCGGAGGAGGACCCAUCGGAUGCCGAUGACGGAGCGAUCUGGAGUCUCCACUAUUUCUUCUUCAACCGGCUUCGCAAGCGGGUCUGCUAUCUUUAUCUCCGAGCCAUUCCGAUCCUGAGUCAUACGCCCAGUGAAGGAGUGGCUACACCAUCAACGAAGCGCGCAUAUGAUGACGGUUACCUCACCCCUGAACUCAGCUCUAGCAAGCGGGCUCGCUAUUGGCUGGGCGAAGGCAUCGCGCUUGACAGUGAAAGUGAUGAGGACGACCACUCGAAGGCUCAACAUGCUGGAGACGAGUAUGAUCCUUAUGUGCUCAGCGACGAGGAGUUCCGAUCCCGCUCUGGUAGCAAGGGAACUGUCCGGGCAAUGAGCGAGGAAAUCGCCGAUUCGAUGGAAGUAUAAUUAAUUCUGCCUUUUGUUUGACCGUGCUUCUGCGCUGCUUUCGAUUCUUCAACCUUGCUCGUGUUUGGCUCGUCGUUCAGUCGCCUCUACCUACCUUCGGUUCAUCGUUCUUAUUAGGUACUUUUUGUCCCUCGGCGUUUAGUUAGUUACUGCAUUCAACCUGCAUUUGCACAGGCUAGGGGCGUUUGAACUGGCGAAGGAACGGAUAUGGCCCCUAAUACCUUGUGAACGGCCGUUAUGAUGAUGAUAACGAUCUAGCACUGCGUGGCCCGGCGCGGCGCGAAGGGCAGGCUCCGCACGCCGGCGUUCCUAUGGUUCCAAUGGUCAGUUCGUGUAUCUAAUAUAAAUUGACUUGCUUGAUGGUGC
Molecule: messenger RNA, 1481 nt
Organism: Aspergillus saccharolyticus JOP 1030-1
Lineage: Eukaryota; Fungi; Ascomycota; Eurotiomycetes; Eurotiales; Aspergillaceae
Product: RNA polymerase III-inhibiting protein MAF1
Exons: 2
Coding region: 135-1115 (326 amino acids)
Biological process (GO): negative regulation of transcription by RNA polymerase III
Cellular component (GO): nucleus
Molecular function (GO): RNA polymerase III core binding
Source: RefSeq, a predicted model, not a curated record